CCGCAUACCGAGCUGCGCGCGCGCACAGAAACCAACCGUUUUGCAUCCAACGUUCAGUUGUUAGGCCACUUUCGGGGUCAACAAUCGUUUUAUCGUCAAACUAAAACAUUUUUGGCACAUAUAUUUCCAAAAAUCAAACAGUGUUUGUGUUAAGAUGUGUUAGUGUCUCUGUAAGUGUUAAGUGAAACUAUGUGAGUGAUAAUGCGCCAUUUACUUAUACUGGAUAUGGUCGUGUGUUGAAAAAUGUGGAAGAUCAUUUUCUACGUUAAAUCUGUGAGGAAAAAGGGGGCCAGUGUAUAGGCUCUCACCAUGUCUAGCGGCAGCUGCUCAGGUCCAGGGGUGUGCGGCGGGGCGCGUCGGCGACCUCCACCGCCGCCCGAGCCAGCCCUGUCUCUAGCCGCCGACCUGAGCGAGCUGAGCCUCGACCAGGGCUACCACACGCUGGCAGACUGCGGCCCGCCCCGAAGAAGACGUGACAACACCCUCAACGACGCGCUGUGGUUGAAAAUACUGUCUUAUUUAGAGGUAUCAGACUUGUGCCGCGUCUCUCGUGUGUGUAGGCGCUGGGCGCGACUGGUGGCGCGGCUCACCACCAGGCCCGAGAUCUGGAAGAAGAUCCGCGCCGCUGGACCCUUGGAGAUAGCUGCUAGAUGCGCCGGCGCACGCGCGGGCCCGUGUGUUAAUGCUGUCAAGGAGUGGCGCGCGAAGAAUUGCGCGGUGACAGUAGCGAGUGCCCAGCUUCUAGCAGCGACCUUCAGGAACCUCACGCAUCUGGCAGUGACCGGCUCCAGCAGUAUGGACGCGCGAGCUCUGGCGCCUCUAGUUACCGACCUGGUGGACUUGAGGCAUAUUGAUUUGACCGGUUGUCCCAACGUGGACUGGCCGGAGUGGGCCUGGUUGGAGACGCGGCUGGGGUCGCGGCGGCCCCCCGUCGAGUACAUCGACCUGACGGACUGCGGUUUGGUUACCGACGCGGGUCUCUGCGCGCUACUUCACACUUGUCCUUCGCUCCAGUACCUGUACCUUCGGCGGUGUACUUUGGUUACAGACGCGGGUGUGAGAUGGGUCCCAUCGUACUGCGCGCUGAAAGAACUCAGCGUCUCUGACUGUACCGGCGUCACGGACUUCGGGCUGUACGAGCUGGCAAAGUUGGGGCCUGCGCUGCGGUACCUCUCCGUCGCUAAGUGUACUCAGGUAUCAGAUUCCGGGAUUCGAACAUUGGCCCGCCGAUGCUAUAAGUUAAGAUAUCUGAACGCGAGAGGAUGUGGAGCUUUGGGAGAUGAUGGAGUAGAAGCCAUUGCCAGAGGGUGCUCAAGGCUUCGAGCCUUGGAUCUUGGCGCUACUGAUGUCUCUGAAGCUGGGCUGCAGAUAUUAGCCCGAUGCUGUCCAAACCUGAAGAAGCUGGCUCUCCGAGGCUGCGAGCUUGUUGGAGACGAUGGUUUGGAAGCAGUUGCGUACUACUGCCGAGGGUUGACGCAGCUCAACAUCCAGGACACGCCGGUGACGCUGCGAGGGUACAGAGCUGUGAAGAAGUACUGUAAAAGAUGUGUUAUCGAGCAUACGAACCCUGGGUUCUGCUAGUGCAACGGGAAAAUUGGAUACUUUAUGUGUUGGUGCUACUGAAUCAUCUUUAGAUCUAGGUGCUAGUCCAGUGACUGAGUGAUGUCAGCUAUAUUUAGCUUUCAUGCUAGUCUAAUAACAUGGAUGUUAUCUUCAGACCCUGAGGCUAGUCAAAUAACUGGAUUAGUGAAUUUCGUGUUACAGUUCUGAGGCCUUAGAUAAGUAGCAAGUGUUUCUUUGCUAUAUUCUUUCUACAUAUUUUUUAUCUAAUCAUUCUUUAUUAGCGGUAAUAAUUGUAGAAAGGCAUCUUGUCUAAAGUCUCUGAUCUUAUACUUGGUUUCUUGGAUACAUUGGCCUUGAAGCCGUGUUGAACUUUCCAGAACUUGUAUUGCGGAUUUGAUAAAUAGUCUUUGGUGCUCUGGAAUACUGUCCCAUAUUGGGUUUUCUUUGCUGGAGAUUACUGUGGGGAAAUGAAGUGUCUAAGCUGUUUGGUUUAGCAAAGAGAGGAUGGAAUGUUUGAGAUUGAAAACAUAGCUAUUGUAAAAUGUAUAGAAAAAAAUUAGACCUAUCUUGGAUUCAAUGUUUGCUAACGAUAAUGAUUUGUCUUGGAUGCAAGAGGAUAAAUAUAGAGGAGAAGAAAGUCGGAAAAUAUACUUAUUUUUUUGUGUAUACGAUAAUUUAUAUUUAAUUUUGCUGUUCUAAAUUUAAAAGAGACAUUUGAAAAAAGAGGAUUUAUUGUGCUAUAUUCGUAGAAAAAAUUAAAAUAUAUUUAUUCUACAUAUUAGAAAAUAUAGACAAUUGUUGCAUAGAGCCAAAAUUAUGGUGUCUUAAAUCUCUGUACAAAAAUAUAAAUAGUGCUUAAUAAUAAAUAAUACUAUAAAUUUUGUAAAUGCUUUAAUAAUAAUUCAUUAGUUGUUAUGUUUAUAACGAAUAUAAACAGGGUGUUUUAGUGAUAAAAUAUCAGCAUAAUUGCCGUUUUUAAAAUAUAAUCAAUUUGAAAAUGUAUUUGUACUUCUUAUUUGGUUAUUUAAGAUCUUUUUCGCGUGUAUUUAUUUUCCCAACUGUGAUGUUUUGUCUUUCAAAAUGAUGUGGUCAUUAACUUGAAACAAAUGUGUCUGUUAGAUAUAUUUUGUGGUCCCAUAGUCUACUUUCAAAGGAGGAGGGAAAGGGGGAGGGGGGCUUUCAAGUUUUUUCGAAAAUGUUAGUAUGUUUUGCUUCAUCUGACAAGUUCAUAAAUAGUUCCGACACGCUGUAAUUAUUAUAGUCAUUGCGACUGAAUAGAACAAUAAAAUCAGUAUCAAGUAGGUGUAUUCGAAAUUUAAAAUAUUAUCUGCUAUAAACUGGUAAUGCUCAAAACAUUUUGAAUUUCGAACAUUACAUUAUAUGUAUAAAGCUGUUUUUAAAUUUUGGCUGUUAUUUAUAUUUGGUCGGUUAUUUUUUAUAUGUUGUAAUAUAAUUUUAUAAUUCACGCGAAUAUUUAUUUUAGAUUGGAAUUGGAUAAUACCCUUGCCAUAGCACCUAUAAGGGUGACAGCCCCAGUCCAUCGCAUAGCACUAUUGUACUAUCAGCCCUAAAAGUAACUGAAUAAAUUAAAAACUUCGAAACGUCUUUACACGUAAACUUCAAUGGAUUUUUUUAUCACUUAUAAAGUUUACACUUUCUAGUUUCUUUUAGUGAAGAAACAUCGAAUGUUGGUACGGAGUCAAAGGAUUAAAGAUGAUUUUUAAAUUUCUAAUUUGUUCAGUUACUUCUGUUCCUGAUUAUGCAACAUAUUGAGGGAAAGAAAAAACUAUGUAAAAACAAUAUCGGUAAAAUCGGAUGAAUAGGAUCCAAUGGGGUGAAAAGGGACGAAUUAUAAAUCAAAAUUAUUCCGAUGGGGAAACUAUAGAAAUAAAUUUUCUCGUGCACAAUGGUAACGAAAAUGACGAUUUGAAUAACAAUUUGUUUUUUCUGGUAAUCUUGACCUAAAUUUGAUUUCUUUUUAACCGUAGUACAAAUAUUUUUUAGAACUUAAUGUCACCGAAGGUAAAAUAUAAAAAGGGGGUAGAUAUUCAUUUACACUGAAUUUUUUUGUUUCCUGAAUAUGGAGUUAAGUGCUUUCCGUUUGAUGUGUGAUUAUUAACAAAUAGUUUUAAUGUAACAUGUAAAGUUCCUGUAAAAAGAAUUUUAUGCUAAUAAUGGUCGUAUAGUUAAGUAUACUUUUUCGGAGAAAGGGCAAAGGAAUCUAUUGCAUACUGAUCCGUCUGCCCAAAAAUUAAUAUUUUUUAUUAUUUUUGGUUGAAACCUUUUUUUAUACGCUUGUAAUUAAUUCUAUCCCUGAGAUUUAUAAAAAUUCUCAAUAACAUUUUUUGCCUACGUUAUGAGUGAAAAAUGUAAAUAAUCCUUUUGUUGGAUAUUAAUUUUAAUAAAAGACUAUGGAAUUUAAUAAAGACUGACUACAUUAUGAUUAGCCCAAUAUUGCCUUCAUAACAAUACAAAUAACUGGUAGCCGCGUCUAAAAUUAUGGUCCCACGAUUUUUGUAAAAUAUAUUUUUUAUUUACAAAACCUAAUUAGCGGGUAAGUCUCAGUUUACUUGUAAAAUAUAUUUUUUUAAUUAUUAACCUAAUUAUAUCAGCAGAUUGAUCUUACUUUACGUAUGUAUGGUAACAAACUAUAGCAACAGCACCUAGAAAUUUAAGUUACAAAGUACUUCAUUACAAUUAUUGUUAAUAAAUAAAGUAUACGUAUUUUAAGGUCGACAAGGGUUGAUUUGAACCCUUUAUGUAUGUUUGGAAUGAUGAAUUGAAACAAUUAAAUAGAAAAGAGAUUUGUGGAACAUCAUUCGAUAAAGCAAUAAAUACCGACAUUGGCUUGUUUUAUCCACGGUAGAUGAUUUAAACAGAUAAUAAAUAAUAUAAUAAAAAUACCACAUAGGUAAUUUUUAUCUAAGUUUUAAAACUGGAUACAAUUAUAGCCCCAAAGAGAAUUGCUUAAAAACGAAUUUUAGUUUUCCUUAUCAGAAAUGCAUAAAUAUUCAUUAAAAAACUAUAUAAUUACAUUUUUAUUGCUUAAUCUUUGUAAUAUAACGGUAAAAAAUAAAACAAGGUUUUGGAUUUUUCUAACAAAUAUAUGAAAAUACAUGCGUAUGUACUGAUGGAGGCAACAUUUUUCGUCCCGCCAUCUUGCAAAACGUCAAUUAUGCGGAUGCCCUUUUGCAAGAUAGCGGACGUUAGUUCCGAUUUUGGCCACGUUCAUUACAAUCCUUGUCGGUCUAUAAAAAUACCCGUGCCUACAAUUAUUUAGUAGUUCCUAUUUUUAUUUUUUUAUUUAUGUUUUAUUUUUUAAUUUUCUGCUCCGGUAUUCUUAUUUCAAAACUGUGAUAUGAUCAUUAUUAGUAAUUCGAUUAAAGGUUUGGUCACACGUAGACGUGUUGGAUUUGAUGAAUGACGGGAACGUUGUUGUUAGGGUGUCUAGCACGAUAUUAUUUUAAUAAAAGAACGAGCUGACUCUUCUAAGAAGUUAAGUAUACAGCCACUUAGUCAUGGCUGACUUGAAUUGUAGGUCACGAAUGGAGACAAAGCCAUUAUUUCCGAAUACUGGAUAACAUAAGAUGCUAAGGUCGAGUGUCGUAAUUAGCUUCAAGGCAGCUAUGUCUAAGCGGCAUUCUGACUGAUUGAGGAGCAUUCGCGCUUUGAAGACGAAUUUGCUAAGGUCAUCUUUAUAAAUAUUUAUAUUUCGUGCCUGAUAGCACACGGCCUGCGCACGGAUGUGUGUGAACAAACCUUGCUUGUAUAAUACUAUGCUGUACUAUAAUUGUGUAUAUUUAAAAUAAGUCCGUAUAAAUAUGUAAUUAUGAUAUCUUAUAAAGAUAUUGUUCAUUAGUGUGUAAUUAUAAUGUCUAACUCAAUUGCCAUUGUUGAUUUAGUUUUUACAAUUAAAUUAUAUUUUUAACA
Molecule: messenger RNA, 5493 nt
Organism: Manduca sexta (tobacco hornworm)
Lineage: Eukaryota; Metazoa; Arthropoda; Insecta; Lepidoptera; Sphingidae
Gene: Fbxl7
Product: F-box/LRR-repeat protein 7
Exons: 8
Coding region: 310-1581 (423 amino acids)
Biological process (GO): SCF-dependent proteasomal ubiquitin-dependent protein catabolic process
Cellular component (GO): SCF ubiquitin ligase complex
Molecular function (GO): protein binding
Source: RefSeq, a predicted model, not a curated record